AUGAGAUUUGCACUUAAAUGCAAGCAAUGCCAAUUUGUGCAGAUGUGUAUAUUCUGUUUCCCAACUUCUUCAAUCAUUCCACUACAUGAUCAUCCUGGGAUGAAUGUAUUCAGUAAACUUCUAUAUGGCUCUUUGCAUGUGAAAGCUUAUGACUGGGUUGAGCCUCCCUACAUCAUAGAAAGUAAAGGACCAGGAUAUCCUCAAGUUAGACUAGCAAAGUUAGCAGUUGAUAAGGUGUUGAAUGCACCGUGUGAAACAUCAGUCUUAUAUCCCAAACACGGUGGAAAUCUGCACUGUUUUACAGCAGUAUCCCCUUGUGCCAUGCUAGACAUUCUCACUCCUCCUUAUAGAGAAGAAGAAGGCAGGAAGUGUACUUACUAUCAUGACUAUCCUUAUUCAGCAUUCUCAGCUGGAAAUCCACCUGUAUGUGAUGGGGAAGAGGAGGAAUAUGCUUGGCUCGCAGAGUUAGAAUCACCCAGUGAUCUCUAUAUGCGCCAGGGAAUAUAUGCUGGUCCAGCUAUUCAGCUCUAG
Molecule: messenger RNA, 531 nt
Organism: Sphenostylis stenocarpa
Lineage: Eukaryota; Viridiplantae; Streptophyta; Magnoliopsida; Fabales; Fabaceae
Source: the annotation of a GenBank genome assembly